GGGGGCGCGGCUGUGCCCGAGGCGGGGCGUAAGCGCCCGGCGGUACCGGCGGCCUUCGCGGGUGGCUCGGCGGCCGCACCUGCCCCAGCGACUGCCCCCGCCGGCUGGGCUCGGCCGGGAGCACCCGAGUGGCUCCAGGGACGCGCAGGGGGGCCGCGUCCCGCCGUUCCUGCGGCUCCUAAGCGCCGGCCUCCUCUCGGCAGCCGCGCUGCCCCGGUGCCCGUCCCAGCCCGCCCCGGGGAGGGGCUUUCCCGCGGCGCCCCGGCCGCGCUGCUCUGCUGCACGUCCGCAGAGUCCCGGCUGCUCUUCCUCGCUGUGGCUGCGGCCUCGCCGGAGCCGGAGCCCCGUGGCUGGUCGUAGGUAGCACACAGGACACAGGAAGAGUUCAAAUACAACUUGAAGACCAUGGCAACACACUGGAGAAGAAUCCUGACAGUGUUUAUGACAGCUCAAGUACUUUUUGUGGUAAAUGCCUUUGAGGAAGAGGACAUACCAGAGGAGUGGGUUCUUCUUCAUGUUGUCCAAGGUCAGAUUGGAGCAGGAAACUAUAGCUAUUUGAGACUAAAUCACGAGGGAAAGAUAGUUCUUCAGAUGCAGAGUUUAAAAGGUGACGCAGACUUGUACGUAUCUGAUGUGACACUUCACCCCAGCUUUGACGAGUAUGAGUUACAGUCUGUAACUUGUGGCCAAGACAUUGUCCAUGUGCCUGCACACUUCCGCCGCCCCGUGGGAAUAGGGAUUUAUGGCCAUCCCUCUCACCUGGAGAGUGAGUUUGAAAUGAAGGUGUACUAUGAUCGAACAGUUGUACAAUUUGGUGAGGCUUCUUAUAACCCUGAGGAGAUGGAGGCAAACCAGAAAUACUCACAGUCUACAGAAGAUGAAUCUCAGGACGAGGAGUCUGUUUUCUGGACUAUACUUAUUGGAAUCUUGAAAUUAAUACUUGAAAUUCUUUUUUAAAUUGAUAUAUACUGGACUAAGUCACACUUCAACCUGUGAAAUUGGUAUGAAUGACUUUCUGUAAUAUUCAACAUUCGUUAUGUUUCCUGAAGAGAUAUUAAGGUUAUAUUUCCUAAACCAGAAAGGAAGUGGGGAGAAAAAGCCAUAUUUAAUUUUAUAUUGUAGAUCCUCCCCAAUAUGUAAAAUAAGCAGCCAGCACAAUAUUUGCAGUACUCUUCAGAGAUCAGGGCUUAAAAAUGAAUGUAUAGUUGGGAUCUUGUUAAGUUCACUUUAAAUAGGUGCUUAGGAAAAUAAAUUCCAAUUCAGUAUUUUCUGUUGUUUUUUAUAAAGAAAAAUGAAUAAACUGCUGCACUUCAGCCCCCCUCUCAAUUUAGAGCAUAUUUAAAAAUAAAACCUGCUUCUUUUCUGAGCAACUAUUUCCAGUAAAACUAAUUAGUAAUGUGUUUGAGUAUUUAUGAAUUGGAGGAGCUUAGGGUGAAGGAAGCAGAAAUCAAUCAUGUAAGGGAAUAGAUGGUCUGUAUUUUGACUGUGUGUGCUCUACAUCACAUCUGCCAUCUGUCAAACAGAAGUUGGUCCAGUCACUCAUCACCACUACAAAUCCAUGACCUGAAUCAAGUGCAUGUUGCUUCUUUGCUAUUACUGCAAGGAGAGGAAGCCUUCAGCUGUUGUUAAUUUAUGUUACAAUAUGACAUUUUAUCCCUGAUUAAAAACAACACGGCAUAUAGGUAUCUCUGGCUUGAGGGGUGCUUUCUUACGCUUCCCUUCUGAGUUUUUUGUGAUUGAUACUUUUUAAGCAGGUAUUUAUGAAUAAGUCAUUAGCUUGCAAGGAAAAUUUCUGCUGAAAGGGAUUUGCAUGCAUUAUAAGGAGAUCAUCACAUGCCCACUCAGAAGUUACUCUUUUCAGGAAUACUUUUUGCUUUGUUCGAGUCUUUUAAAGUAACCAGUUGCUAUGCAAAUAAAGUAUAUUUAAACUGCUCUGUAAUUUACUUUUCACAGAGCUUACUGAUGAAUGCACUGAAACAAACAAGUAUAUUACUAUAAUUUUACACAAACGAUGCAUGUAUAAUUUAGAUUUCAUUACUGAAAGACUUCUCUUUUU
Malurus melanocephalus (red-backed fairy wren) is the source of this 2056-nucleotide messenger RNA. RefSeq names its product chromosome unknown C6orf120 homolog (gene CUNH6orf120). NCBI's taxonomy places the organism in Eukaryota, Metazoa, Chordata, Aves, Passeriformes, Maluridae. Bases 406 to 957 code for a protein of 183 amino acids. The record is from RefSeq and is a predicted model, not a curated record. The transcript is spliced from 2 exons.